CGUCCGCUCCUUCGUACCGGGCGACUUUUCGCGUCUGCUCUGCUGCUGCUCGCCAUGGUCGAGCCCGGCUUCCUCUGGCUGGCCAAGCGCCGGCUCGACUGGCUCUCCGCCGCCGCCGUGGCCGUGCUCAUUGCGCUGGGGGCCGCAGCGGCCUGGCACUGGAGGAGGCGGGCUAGUCGUCGGGGCCGGUUGCGGCUGCAGCCCGUGGGGACGGUGUCUGGGCUGUUCAUCUACCCGGUCAAGUCUUGCCGGGGGCUGGCCGUCAGGCAGGCUGAGGUCACCGACUUGGGUCUCCGGAGUGGAGACUUGCGCGACAGGUGUUGGCUUGUGAUAAAGGAAGAUGGACAUACGGUGACUGCACGGCAGGAGCCUCGGCUGGUGUUGAUUUCUGUGUCCAGUGAAGAUGGCUGUUUGAUUCUGAGAGCUCCAGACAUGGAGGAUCUCCGUAUUCCCGUCAAACUAUCAAGUAAAAAUCCAGUGCAGAAUUGCAGGUUGUUUGGCUUUGAUGUCCAAGGCAGAGACUGUGGAGAAGAGGCAGCUCAAUGGAUUACAGCCUUCCUGGACACUCAGCCAUACCGUCUUGUUCACUUUGAAUCAAACAUGUUUCCAAGGAAUUCAAAAGAUUUGCUGGAACCUUUUCGAACCAGUGAUAAGGAUGCAUGGGAUGAGAUUGUAAUUGGAAGUGCAGAAAUGAAAGGGGCAAUGGCCUGCCCAAGAUGUAUUUUAACAACUGUUGAUCCAGACACUGGGAUUAUGGACAGAAAAGAGCCUCUUGAAACCUUGAAAGGUUACCGCACUUGUGAUCCUUCUGAAAAGCAUAUAUACAAAUCAAGCCCUCGCUUUGGGUGGUACUUUGGAAUUGACAAGAAAGGAAUUCUUCAGGAUUAUUUUUUAUUCAGGUGUUGGACUGUGAUAAAGGAAGGUGGAUAUAUGCUGUCUGCUAAGGAGGAGCCUCGGUUGGUACUAGUUUCUGUUACCUGUGAACAUGGCUAUUUAACCCUGAAUGCUCCAGAAAUGAAGGCAUUGAGGAUACCUGUUGAGCUCCCAAGAACAAACUCAGUCUGGAACUGCAGGCGAUUUGGAAUCCAUGCUCAAGGGAGGGACUGUGGAGACGAGGCCGCUCAAUGGAUCACCAGCUUCCUCAACUCGAAACCUUACCGAUUGGUCCACUAUGAACCAAACAUGGUGACAAGGAAGCCAAGAGAUUUCCUGCCAUCUUUUCAACCUACAGAUGAGGUUAUCUAUGCUGAAGCCAGUCCAAUUCUGCUAAUCUCAGAAGCUUCCUUGGAAGAUCUAAAUACCCGACUAGAGAAGAAAAUUGCAAUAGCUAACUUCCGGCCGAAUAUUUUUGUUACAGGUUGUGGUCCUUAUGAUGAAGAUCAUUGGACUGACAUAUUAAUUGGUACUGUGGAGCUGAAAGGAAGAAUGUCUUGUCCCAGAUGCCUUAUCACAACAGUCGAUCCAGACACUGGGGUCAUGGAUAGAAACGAGCCCCUAAAAACGCUGAAAAGAUUUCAUCCUGGAGAGAAUCUAUCUAUGUGGUCGCUAAGGAUUGACACCGACUUGGCAGCACUUAAUCGAUCAAUCAACCUUACAGAUUAUUAUAACAGUCAAAAAUGCAGACUAGCCACUUUAGUACUGUUGAUGAAUUAGAUACUAAUUAUUUUCAUUCAUAAAAUGAAUGUAAAUUCAGAAUGAUUUUUCCUCCCUGCUGUAUUUUAUUCAUUUUAUGUCAAGGGAUUUUUUAGAAGCCUGGUUUUAUUUUCUUAUUGACGGAGUAUAAUUUCCCAUUUCUGUUUACAGUUAUCGCAAGUGUGAUUCUUCUGAACAACAUGCCUUUAAGUCUGAUCCUCCCUUUGGAUGGUGUUAUGGAGUUGAUAAAACUGGAGUAGUCCAGGUUGGAGAUCCUGUGUACAAAAUAAUCCGGUGAUGGAAGAUGUCUGAACUGUUAAAUGUACUUGUUCAAUUUCUAUGCAAAUGGAUUCUACAAAUGUGUAAAUUCAUUAACAAAAUACAUGCAAAUGGAUUCUGCAUGUAUUUUGUUAAUGAAUUUUCACAUUUGUUGUAAUGAAAGUUUUCUAUGAAGACUUUAAUUGGUUCUUGUGAUGUAAGUUGACUAAUUUCAACAGAGUUUGACCACACAAUUAUAUAAUCUGCAAACAUAUAAGUAAAGUUAGGACCUUUCUGCUGAAUCAGUUUUUUAUACAAUAAAUGUGUAGUUGUCCACAUUUAUAGUGCACAGUUCACACAUCUUCGCGGAAGAUGGCAUUUCUCUUGUAGGAGUGUUACAUUUAUGCCCCUUGAAACAAAACAUUUCCCAAUAUUAUAUCUUGCUGGGAGAGAUCAUCUGGGGAUUUAGAGUUGGGUGUUACCAGUAUGCUGAUGACACCCAGAUCUACUUCUUCAUGUCAAUUUCUUCAGGAGCUGGCAUAUCCUCCCUAAAUGCCUGCCUGGAAACAGUAAUGGGCUGGAUGAGGGAGAAUAAACUGAAGCUGAAUCCAGAUAAGAUGGAGGUACUUACUGUGCGGGGUCAGAACUCUAGAGAUGAUUUUGAUCUACCUGUUCUAGAUGGGGUCACACUUCCCCAAAAGGAACAGGUUUGCAGUCUAGGAGUACUUCUGGAUUCACACCUCUCCCUGGUUUCUCAGGUUGAGGCGGUGACCAGGGGUGCUUUCUGUCAGCUCCAGCUGAUACGCCAGCUGCGCCCGUUUCUCGAGAUCAGUGCCAUCAAAACAGUGGUACAUCUGUUGGUAACCUCCAGACUUGACUUUUGUAAUGUGCUCUACGUGGGGCUGCCUUGUAUGUAGUCUGGAAACUUCAGUUGGUUCAGAAUGCGGCAGCCAGGUUGGUCUCUGGGUCAUCUCGGAGAGACCAUAUUACUCAUUUGCUGAUGGAGUUACACUGGCUGCCAAUAGGUUUCCGGACAAAAUACAAAGUUCUAGUUAUAAGUUAUAAAGCCCUAAACGGCUUAGGCUCUGGCUAUUUAAGAGAGUGUCUUCUUCACUAUGAGCCUCAUCGCCCAUUGAGUUCAUCUGAGGAGGUCCAUCUCCAGUUACCAACAACUCGUUCGGUGGCUACACAGAGACGUUGCUGCCCUGAGAUUGUGGAAUGCGCUCCUUGCUGAGAUACGAUCCUCCCCAUCUCUGGCAAUUUUUCAAAAAACACCUGAAAACCCAUCUUUUUGCCCAAGCUUUCUCACCUUUUUAAAAUUGUCUGUUUUAAUUUUAUGGUCUGUUGAACUGAUUUUAAGAUUUUAAAAUGUGGUUUUUAUGGAGUUUUAUUGUAUUUUAACUUUUGUAAACCGCCCUGAGAUGCCUUAUGAAAGGCGGUAUAAAAAUUGAACAAUAAAUAAAAUAAAUAAAACUAGCAGACCCAGCACAUAA
Hemicordylus capensis (graceful crag lizard) is the source of this 3383-nucleotide messenger RNA. RefSeq names its product mitochondrial amidoxime reducing component 2-like. Gene Ontology annotation, molecular function: pyridoxal phosphate binding; molybdopterin cofactor binding; molybdenum ion binding. The transcript has 12 exons. The coding region runs from base 55 to 1653 and encodes 532 amino acids. Gene Ontology annotation, cellular component: mitochondrial inner membrane. NCBI's taxonomy places the organism in Eukaryota, Metazoa, Chordata, Lepidosauria, Squamata, Cordylidae. Gene Ontology annotation, biological process: nitrate metabolic process. The record is from RefSeq and is a predicted model, not a curated record.